Molecule: messenger RNA, 585 nt
Organism: Triticum turgidum subsp. durum (durum wheat)
Lineage: Eukaryota; Viridiplantae; Streptophyta; Magnoliopsida; Poales; Poaceae
Source: the annotation of a GenBank genome assembly
AUGACAAUCGACAAGGAAUACGGCAAUCUGGAGGAGCAUCCAUGCGUGGUGGCGUUCGCGGCGAUUCUGUGCCUAUUGCUCUUCGGCUUCACAAUGCACGACAUGAAACGGCCCGAAUACUUGCCGGAGUUCUGGGUGAAGCUGCCCGCCGUCGAGGGGCUCGAACGGGGCACCGGCGCGUCGCGGCCCCCCACCUUCAACAUCACCCUCCGCGUCAACAACCGAGACAGCGAGCCCUGGCACUUCAAGGGGCCGGGCCGCGUCGUGGUGGCGUACGCGGGCGUGCCGCUCGCCCACGCUGACCUUGCCGAGUUCACCGUGCCCGGGGAGGUCAUCAGCUCGGUGCCCAUCGUCGCCACCAGCUCGGGGCUGGGGCUGCCCGACGAGCUGUACGACCGCAUGCAGAGCCAGCGGCGGCGGAGAGAGCGCGUGAAGCUGGCGGUGCACGUGACGCUGGAUGGUCUGCGGCUGUGGUGCACGGCCAUACUGCACGGCCAACCACGGGGGCCGUUUGUCUGCCCGAUUCUCUAUGGCCCCACCUUUGACCGCACGGAUCCCAGACAGAUGAUGUUCCCAAUUAUUUGA